AUGUGGAAAUUGGAAUUUGGUAACAUUGAGUCUCCAAUGUAUACCAGACUUAGACAGUUUUUUUCCACUAUUUAUAGCAGGAUGCAGGUAAGAGCACCAUCAAAGCCAGUGGUUGUGUCUAUACCAAUAUUGCAUUAUGAUGAUACUGAAUCUGCAAAAGCAUCAAAACGGCAACUCAAGGAAGCUAUAUAUACAGCACUAUUUAACAUGAAUGUUCCUGCUAUUUGUGCAAUUAAUCAGACAACUUUAGCUUUGUAUGCUGCUAGAAGAACUUCAGGAAUUGUUGUAAAUAUUGGGUUUCAAGUCACAUCAGUUGUUCAAAUUUUACAUGGUAAAGUAAUGCGCACAGUGGGUGUGGAGGUUGUGGGACUGGGAGCACUAAAACUUACCGGGUUUCUUAAGGAGUUGAUGCAGCAGAACAAUAUUAUUUUUGAAUCGCUGUACACCGUUCGCACUUUGAAAGAGUUACAAAAUCUCUGUUAUGUUGCCUAUGAUUAUGAGGCUGAGCUACUCAAAGAUACACGAGCAUCAUCUGACGCAGCAGGAGAAGGUCAGUUCACUCUUUCAAAAGAGCGGUUUCAAACAGGAGAAAUCUUAUUCCAGCCACGAAUGGUAGGAGUGUAA
This is a messenger RNA of Humulus lupulus (European hop), 624 nucleotides long. Its product is annotated as actin-related protein 8-like. The record is from RefSeq and is a predicted model, not a curated record. The transcript has 7 exons. Lineage: Eukaryota; Viridiplantae; Streptophyta; Magnoliopsida; Rosales; Cannabaceae. The coding region runs from base 1 to 624 and encodes 207 amino acids.